CCCUUCUCUCUCAGGUUAGAUAUGUUUACUCUUCAGGUUUGUGUUUUUAGAUGAAGCUCAGAGAAUUAGGGUUGGGGAUUUAUAUGGUUUAGGGUUCAGAACGGAUAUUUAUUUAGGAAUCGCUUGCUGGGUAUCUUUCUUUAUGUGAAUCCUGAAUGAAUGAAUGAAUGAAUGAGUUGAUCACAAUUGCAAAUGGUGGUGUUAUUGUUGUUGGUUUGCUUGGGUUGUAGAUGGAAAAGGCAGGGGAGGAGGCAGGGGAAAGCAAGAAGAACAGAGGAGGUCCCUGUUGCUGUAUGAUUAAUGAUGCUGGGGAGUAUUUGUUGACUGAGAUUCUGGUGCGUCUGCCACUGGAUCAGAUCUUCCGAUGCAAAUCCGUCUGCAAGCACUGGCUGUCUGUAGUCGAAAACCCUCUGUUUGCAGCUUACUACACAAGCAAGGAGAAGAAGCAGAGUGAGAAGGAGAAGAAGAAGAAGAAGAAGAAGAGUGAUGGAGUCAGUUACAGUGUCAAAGCUCAUCCCCACCAAAGAACACCAAUCCUGAUUCCCGUUAACGAAGACCAUGGCGAGCGGGUGAGGGAGAAGCUCAAAUUCUCACUCGAUUUCGUUCCGGACUUUGCACAACUGCACGGAGAUACUAAGUUUUAUGAUCUUCUCAAUCUAGCAGCUGAGCACCAGAAGAAGGUGAAGAAUAGCUGGGCAUGGGGUGUCCCGAAUUACUACACGUUCAGGGAAUUGAUCUUAGGUUCAUCCAAUGGCUUACUCCUGUGCGCCCCACUCCUGAGCGCGACGACGAAAGGCCCUACAGGCAUUAUGUUUGAUGGUUUCGCACCCAUUUAUGUGGUCUGCAACCCUCACACCAAGCAGUGGCUUCAAGUCCCGCCUCCUUUCACCUCCCCGGUUUUCUCCCACGAGAUUGCCCAUGUCGGCUUUGUCUCCGAUUUCGAUUCCCAUGGCGUUUGUUGGUUCAAGAUCGUGCGCUUCCCCCUCAACUUCGAUUUUCAAGGCAGACGCUCCCUCGACCUGCAAGUCUUCUCGUCCCAAUCCUGGAAGUGGAUGGCCGUGAAGGUAUCGUCUCUCCCACAGCCAUUUGGGCCGGACACGAAAAUGCAGACUAUCGUUGCAGUCACGUUGAAAAAGAAUGGCGACAAUUCCACCCCUCGUUUGUGCUGGAUGUUCAAGGGGUCCCAAGCGAUCGUAUACGAUCCCAUCAACAAUGUCGUUGAUGUUGUGAUUAAGGUCAUACGGCCUUCGAAUUUGGGAACUGUUCAGGACGUGGUCUUUGAUGGGAUGUGCGUCAGUAAGGGCCAGUUGUGGGCAGGAAAGCUCUUUGAUGGAAAGAAGCUGAAGAUCUAUAGGGCUUCAGGGAAUGAAUGGGAGAUGGUGAAGGAGUUUGAUAUGAAGAGUGUUAAGAACAACCGCGAUCGCGAUCAUCACAUUCAACAACAGAUUAGAAGAAUCUCGUUCAGAGCCUUCGUGACUAUGAACCCAGAUGAUCCAGAACAGGUGUACCUCAGGUAUAACAAGUCGUUGGCCCUACUGGAUAUGAGAUGUAAGACCUACAAGGUCGUCGGAGCUUUGGACAUGGACAAGGACAUCACUGUUAGAGCUUUGAACCGCAAGCUCGAACAAUCGGCAAUCAUAUGUGACAACCCACUUUGGCCGACUCCACUCCCUUCUCCUUUCCCAUCUUCUUCUUCUUCUUAGUGGCUUUGAUUUGCUUUGCAUAAUAUAUUACAAAAUGAACUGGCUAUUAUCUCUAGAGUUGCUCAUCAGAAGCGUAGUUGAAUUUUUCUUAUCCUAUGUAUUCCCUAGUUGAGAACAGAGAAAUUUUCUUCUUCUUCUUCUUCGCAAUGGGAUUUACUUGUUGCAAAAUAUAGAAGUUUUUGUUUAUAUCUCAUUUCUCCAAGAUUAUUAGUGAUCUGAAAACACUUGGCUGAAAGGAGUUCAAAUUCCGUAGAAAGGAGCAAUAUGAGAGACCAAGAGGAGCUGAGUAAGAAUUUAGAGAGGAAAACGGGGAAUGAACCCAUUUGGAUUCC
This is a messenger RNA of Linum trigynum, 2035 nucleotides long. The record is from the annotation of a GenBank genome assembly. NCBI's taxonomy places the organism in Eukaryota, Viridiplantae, Streptophyta, Magnoliopsida, Malpighiales, Linaceae.